GUUACGCAAAUGAAAUGCAAUCCUGGCCUGGCCUGGCUUAACAAACAACUUCAAGGACAUCCGCGCACCGCUCACGUGCAGUCUGUGCACCGCCCUAACCUAGACUAUAAAUAACUGGCUGGCUAGCGGCGCUGCCUAGACAACCGCAGUGGUUGGGCAGGCCCUGAGCUGAGCCCGAUAGCCGUGCCGUGCCUGGCACGGAUCAGCGCGGCCCAAUCGACGCGGCGCGACGCGACGGCUAACGCGACUUGGAUGUCGAAGGUUUGGGUUCGCCACGGCGCUGUUUCAGUAGCGCGUCAUUAGCUGAGCGCGGCGAUACUUCCGCUUCUCCAGCUGCUAGCCAGGAUGACAACCAGCGAUGAGAUGGGCACCUUCUGCCACGACCACAUUCAGCAUCCGCUGAUGUGGUGCGACGACAAGAAGCGCCUGGUCGAGCGCAAGAAUGCCGAGGAGAGCCUGCGGAUGUGGCGUCGUCGCAAAGCCGAGGAAAACGCCCGCAAGGAAAAGGAUAAACAGGAGUACUAUGAUUUGUUUCUGCAGCACUGCCCGUGGGGCAGGCCAGGUGGCGGGGCGCCCAACGUGGAGGUGCGACGCAAGGACAUCACCGCAGUCGGACUGCACUCGACGCCCACAGUGACGACCGCCCAUCGCAUCAACUCGCUGCAGCCUUGUCGCUACAACGACUACUUCACCAUGCAGAAAAAGUGCCACAAGAACCCACUGGCCGUCUAUCACCACCACCACCAUCACCCGCCCGGGGCGGGCGGCCGGCUGAGUCACGCCCACUCGAUUCAUCAUCUGCAGGAGAGCGGCCCUCGGAGCAGCACUGUGACCAUCUGCGAGCGCGAGCUCCCGCUGAAGCCCGGCGUUAGCCUGGGCCACAAUGCCAACGGUGAGAGUAUUCACAUCGAACUGAAAGAGCAUCCCUCAAUGUCGUUUCGCAAUAAAGGGCAUCUGGACAUUGAGCUGCGCUACAAGCCCUCGCCGCCCUGCAAGGGCAAGCCGAUGCUCGACAAGAUUGUGGUCAACAGCGAGAGCGAGCAUCCGCUCCAAGAAAAGCUGGCCAACCAGAAAAAGAAGCUCCAGGCGAAGCUGGAAAAGCCGCCCUGCAAGGAGCCCUGGGGCAAGGCCGGGCCAGGGGGCAAGCCGUGGCGCAGUCCCAAGCAAGUAGGCAACACUUUCAUGAAAUCGCUGGGCUGGACAAAUAAGGAAAUGCUGAAGGAGCUAGACCAGGACAACCCCGUGACUCCGGCUGAGAAGAACACAUUCCGCAAGUCCAGAGGCAACAAGCCACCCAAGCCGCAGCGCUGCUGCGAGCUAUGCACCUGCAACUGCCCCGCCAUCAACAGCUCCAAUAGUCCACUGAAACCUUCCCGAAAGAUCCCAGCGCCGCCUGCCUGCGGCCUGCGAUCCCCGGCCAAGGAGUGCAAGCCCCACAAGCCUUGCCCCCAGCUGCCUCGAGGCCUCUGCGCGGGCAGCACCACCAACAGCACCUCGCUGGCCACGCCGGACCCCAGUGCGGAGAACGCAGGAGGCGGCGUGGAGCUGGUGCCACUGCUGGCGCGCCGGCGCGGACUACACCGGCCCAUCAGCCUCUCCAGCACGGACGUGACCAAGCGGACGCCCUCCCAUGAUAGGUACGCACCACCCAAGCACAAGACAAAGUCCAACAAAGCGCAGAGCAUCAGUAACAUCAUCAAAAACAUUAGCCACAUGAAGCGUCAUUCCAAGAACCUCAACUGCAAGCUGCAGUGCUGCAGCUGCAGCUGCAGCUGCAACUGCAACUGCAACGGCAACUGCAAGUGCGACAAAGCCGAGCACCGAGCACCGGCCUGUUGCCUCAAGCGCCUCACCCUGCACAUUCGUUAGGCAAGUCUCCCGACUGCCCCCAACUGUUGUCUCUGCUGCAGUCUUUGUUGUCUUUGUAUUUGCAUAUGUAGCUGUCUCUCU
Molecule: messenger RNA, 1950 nt
Organism: Drosophila navojoa
Lineage: Eukaryota; Metazoa; Arthropoda; Insecta; Diptera; Drosophilidae
Biological process (GO): positive regulation of cytokinesis
Cellular component (GO): spindle pole; microtubule; centrosome
Source: RefSeq, a predicted model, not a curated record